Molecule: messenger RNA, 1211 nt
Organism: Rhagoletis pomonella (apple maggot)
Lineage: Eukaryota; Metazoa; Arthropoda; Insecta; Diptera; Tephritidae
Product: pre-mRNA-splicing factor CWC22 homolog
Biological process (GO): mRNA splicing, via spliceosome
Cellular component (GO): catalytic step 2 spliceosome
Molecular function (GO): protein binding; RNA binding
Source: RefSeq, a predicted model, not a curated record
CCCGGACUAUAAAUCAAGCUUCUAAUAUAACUUUUUGAUGUAAUUCCAGAAUGAAAAAAAUGAUGUUUGCUUAACCGAGGAAGAAGAAACGAAUAAUCAGAAAAUGAUACCCUGUAGAAGCAGCGUUCGACAACGUUCAUGUUCUCGUGAUGGAAAAAAGAUGCGACGGCAUCGCCAUUCUCAGAAUCCAAGAGAAGGUUUACGUUCUCAAUCACCUUCAUAUCAACGUUCUCGACUCUCUUCAUCAAUAGCGAGGCGGCAGGUUAAACGAAAGCGACGCCAUGCCAAGCUACAACGACGAGAUGACGAAAAGCGUGAAAAGAGGAGAUGUGAAAAAGAAAAUUCGCAUAGUUCUGAAAAUUCCCCAAAACGGAAUACAUGGUUUUCUACUAGUAAAGGUUUCAGCAGUGUGGAUAGCAAAGUUGCAGAAAAUAACAAUGCCACCGUAAGCGAUGCCGAAGGAAAUAUUACUGAGCGGCAGCGUCGAACCGUUGACUUAUUAACAUCCCGAACACUAAAAAAGUCCAUACAUGGCUAUAUUAACAAAGUAAACGUAGAUAACAUUGCCAUUAUUACUCGUGAACUGCUUAAAGAAAAUAUUGUUCGUGGCCGUGGCUUACUUUGUCGUUCUAUUAUACAAGCCCAAGCGGCAUCGCCCACUUUCACGCAUGUCUAUGCUGCCUUGGUGUCUAUAAUAAAUUCUAAAUUUCCUAAUAUAGGCGAGAUACUACUUAAACGUCUGGUAAUUCAAUUUAAACGAGCUUUCCGAAGAAACGAUAAGGCGGUAUGUUUGUCGUCAUCCCGCUUUAUAGCUCAUUUAGUUAAUCAGCGUGUAGCACAUGAGAUACUUGCAUUGGAGAUCCUAACGCUAUUGGUAGAGACACCAACAGACGACUCUGUGGAGGUAGCUAUAGCUUUUCUAAAAGAAUGUGGCAUGAAAUUGACCGAGGUGUCUUCUAAAGGCAUAGGUGCAAUUUUUGAAAUGCUAAAAAAUAUAUUACACGAGGGUAAAUUAGAUAAGCGCGUUCAAUAUAUGAUUGAAGUAGUAUUUCAAGUGCGAAAGGAUGGUUUCAAGGAUCACCAGUCUGUGAUUGAAUCAUUAGAAUUGGUGGAGGAAGAUGAUCAGUUCACACAUUUGCUAAUGUUGGACGAGGCCACAAAUCCGGAGGAUGCUUUAAGUAAGUUUUAAAAUACAUUAAUAUGUGUACUUA